Gymnogyps californianus (California condor) is the source of this 2378-nucleotide messenger RNA. RefSeq names its product C-type lectin domain family 2 member L-like. Lineage: Eukaryota; Metazoa; Chordata; Aves; Accipitriformes; Cathartidae. The transcript has 5 exons. Bases 1 to 558 code for a protein of 185 amino acids. The record is from RefSeq and is a predicted model, not a curated record.
AUGGGACGCCGAGGGGGCGGCAGUGGCGAGCGCAGCGGCUCCCCGAGGCGAGGGACGGGGUCCCGCAAAGGUCUGUUUUCAAAUAUCUGGUUAUGGCGAGGUGUUACUGGAGUCCUUGCUGCUGCUGUCAUUUUGAUUUUGUGUAUUCAGUUUGUAAACCGUUCUUCGGCCAAAGAUUUUCCUGUCUGUCCUUCCCUGGAAGUCUGUCCAUCAGGUUGGCUGUAUUUCCAGAGGAAAUGCUACUACCUCUCAGAGGGUGAAGCCAACUGGAACUCCAGUCAGAGCCUCUGCUCUUUGCACAAUGCUUCCCUCCUGGUGAUUGAAAAUCAUCAGGAACUGAGUUUUAUGGUGAAGAUAACAAAGCAAGACCCGUGGAUUGGACUCUAUAAAAGAAAUGAAGAGUUCUUUUGGGUAAAUGGGAAAGCAUUAGACAAUAAACUGAUUGAAGUAAAAGGCUCUGGAAACUGUGCCUAUCUUGAGUCAAAAGGAGUCUCAGCGUCUGGAUGUUAUUUAACCAGGAAGUGGGUCUGUAGCUUGAAUAUUAGCUUAGCACGAUAAAGGUGGACGAAGCCACCACCCUUGACACUUCGCGCUCUGAUGCGAUGUCUGCACAGGCUGUGUGUAUACUUUGGGACCUGGGAAUGCGUCUCAGCUCCUGCCUGGAGGUGAAUGACUUUUCUGGUAGCCAGAAUUCUCCACCCAUGGAGGAAGCCUCUGUUUUUUAAAGAUACCAUUCAAAAGGCUCACUUCAGCAUCUUGAUAAGUCGUUUCCUUGCCCCAUGUUUCUAGCUACUGCUCAUCCUGUAGUUUCUUUUUGCUGUGUCAUCAGUAUUUCUUCCAUUAACUCUUCUCUUGUAGGAUCCUAAGCAGCUGCUGUUUCUUUUCCUUUUUGGUGUGCAGUUGGAGGUAUUUGUUCUGCUUUUCCCUUAGCCAAGCUCUGUGUGCAGGGAUGGGUUGUGAAGUGGGUCUGUCUGAAGGUCUGCCAGUGCCUCUCAGAUACAGGAUGAUGCAGAAAUGAGCACUGUUGUUUUAGACAGGAUCAUUGCAGAUUUCACUCUCCCAGUUUGAUGGGGUGCAUCUUAUGUGACUCUGCAUUGUAUUCAAUGUUUUGUUAAUGUUAUUUUACAUUAAUCUUGUUAAAUUAGCUUGACAGUAUUAUCAUUGGGAUUUACGUAGCUGCACUGCACCUGAAGUUCUCCUUCCCACAGCACUUAUCUUAGCAAAAAAAGUCAGAAUACAUAAUUUAUUUAUCUGAGCAUCUUCACUGAUGGGGAAAAAGAGUUUGAACUGAAAAAGUAAUAGUGAAGCUGCAGGCAUUAAUGUUGUAAAGUUAGAAAUAGUCCUCAGUGCGAAUAGGCAAAAUCACGAGUAGAGAAUAAGAGAAUUAACAGCAAAGGAUGUUUUUCCGUGGUUUCCGUGUGUCCUGUGCCUGUCGGAGCAUGAGGCUUCUAAGCAAGCAGUACAUUUCUGGAUGGACUAUCAGUGUUUUCUUCUGUGUGCGUAUCAUUUUCAGCAGCAACACCCAGUGCUGUUGAGUUGCUAUGAGCGUGAACAGAAUUAGGGUGCAAUCCCGCUGAACUCUGUCCACUCAUGUCUAGCAGGUAACCUGAAGAUUGAGUGCCGUUUGACCCAGAGGAAGAAAAGCAGCUUAUUUUCCUGCAAAGACUAUUCCUAUUGGGUUUCUAGAGAAGGAAGAAUGGGAAAUUCGCGUGCGUAGCAGGGCAAAAUACUUCCCUGCUCAGAAUAAAAUCUGGAAAAUUGAUUUUCUUGUGAUCUGGGUGCUAUAGAAAGGCCUUUGGACUCCGUGGGACUUCUUGAAGGAGCAAGUGGAGCCAUUUUUGGAGUAGCCGCUAGAGUGCACUGUAGUUUCAGGGAAGGGAAGAUAAUUGUGUCUUCCCAUUUUUUAAGAAUGUAAAAUUGCACCAUGUUUGACAGGUUAUUUGGAGUGUUGUUGGUUCAUUGGGGUUUUUUGUCCUAUUUGUAAUUCUUUUUGCGUCACUGUGUUUUUAUGCGAAUUUAAUUGCUGUCUCAUUUUAUUCAGCAUCUUGUUUAUGCCUUCAUUAUUUUCUGUGACAAUAGGACUUUACUGUAACAGGACCGUGCAGUAUGGAUAUUGUUAACAACUUGUGACUUUAAGAUGUUUAUUUAUAUAUGAUCACUAAUUUUGCUGAACUACACUUUUUUUAAUUGCUUGUAUUCUUUAUAGGCAUGGUAAUAGGACUCUACAGCAUGAAUAGCCUAAUAAUCUAUGUGUUAAUUUAUAUGUAACUAGUUGGAGGGGGGGAUUAUUUGGCAAUGUUUUUAAAUGAACUAGCUCUGAAGGAUAUGAUAUGUGCAAUAGUCCUGAAAAGAUACUCAAUAAAUAUCUUUACAGAGCC